This is a messenger RNA of Cryptotermes secundus, 1501 nucleotides long. It is a transcript of the gene Fer2, whose product is annotated as protein atonal. Lineage: Eukaryota; Metazoa; Arthropoda; Insecta; Blattodea; Kalotermitidae. Bases 11 to 787 code for a protein of 258 amino acids. The transcript has 4 exons. Gene Ontology annotation, molecular function: RNA polymerase II transcription regulatory region sequence-specific DNA binding; DNA-binding transcription factor activity, RNA polymerase II-specific; protein dimerization activity. Gene Ontology annotation, biological process: regulation of transcription by RNA polymerase II; developmental process. The record is from RefSeq and is a predicted model, not a curated record.
CUUGGUUAGCAUGUCUUCUGCCGGGGAGAGCAACGUGUACGGUGCAUAUGACGACCUGACCCGCAACUCGCGUGUUACGACCUCGAGGGCCGACAGUUCCUCGUCCGCAUCGCCACCGUCCUGCAGCCUACACCAUCAUCACCAUCACCUGGGGGGCUUCCUGGGGGCGUCCACGACUGCAGAACUCAGUGAUGACGAGCUGGGAGACUUGCCCUCCUGUGCGUAUGCUGGCCGCAAUACAGGCAGCGGCGUGCAGCAACUGCAAUAUCUGGGCGUGUCAGAUGAGCAGGCCAGCGAUCUGGGUGGGAGUGCGGCCGAUGGAACAGAGUACUACCCAAGCGGCAGUCCGUACCGUAUCCAGCGACACGCUGCGAACAUCCGGGAGCGCAAGAGGAUGCUGAGGUCCGCACCUGCCCCCCGCCCCCCGGCCCCCCACACACACGAGCGACCGCCAGUCAAAAUCAGCAUCAACUCGGCCUUCGACGAGCUGCGGGUUCAUGUACCCACGUUCCCCUACGAGAAGCGACUGUCCAAGAUCGACACACUGCGCCUGGCCAUCGCUUAUAUCGCGUUGUUGCGUGAGGUUCUCACGGCCGACUACGACCCUCUCACGUACGUGGAGAAGUGCCUGCGAGGAGAGAUAAAGGCAGCCGAACGCGCCGAGUGGAACACGAGCGAUCUGACAGCACGGUUGUCGUGGAUUAACUGGGAGAACCUGGGUGUGAAUCCAAACAGAAGAAGCGUGCUGACAACUCUGACGCUGACAGCAGAUAACAUGAACAACUGACGACGAAGUGAGAACCAUAUCAACAACAAGCCACUGACUUUCACAUGAACUAGUGGUCAAUAAGAACAAUACGACUUUAAGUCGCCUGCAAUAUUGUUUCCGUAACAUUCUGCUGGAACGUUAUGCAGCUUCCGAGAACGUUUCAAUGUCAGAUUCUAUAAGAUAAGAUCAUUCAUUGUUGUGUUAAAAUUUAUUGUUGUGUUUUUGUUUAUAUUUAUUUACUUUAAUGACUUGUGUUACGUAAUUUGUGGAUUAUUAUUGCAGUACAAUAUUCUUACACUAAUCCAUAACUAGCGUGAUUUUUCCAGUUCAUUUUAAUUCAUCUUACUAGUAGUCUUCAGCUCUCCGACCUUUAAAAAAAUGCCUUCAAAUUUUUAAAAUCUUUUAUCAGCUGUUAUUGUGUCUCUGCAGUCAAAACCUUUAAAUCUAUUUGUUUUACAUUAAUCAUUUACACAUAUAAAUGUUCACAUCCUGUCGAACAAACGUGAAUCUUAUAGCUUAAAUAUAAAAUGCACUAUGUACGGGGACUCAACCGCAAAAAACUCGAAAACAUAUUCAAAAUUUGAUAAUAUUGCCCUCGUCUAUGACAUGUAGAACACAAAUUAUUGGGGCAAAGAACGUAACUAUAUGGCUAAGUGGCCGCGCUAUAGUUCAAGCAGUCAGUCGCUGGCUUCCCACUGCGGCGGCGCAGGUUCGAUCCCGAGUCUGGUCAAG